UAUACCUUCAAGAAGACGCAAGGCAGAAAUGUAGCUUUGCCUUUUAAUGAAGUGUAUAAAGAGCUACGUGUCUUCAACCUCCCUCCUCGCAGCACUACAAAGAGGAUUGAAUAGUAGCUGGUCACCGCAUCAUAGACUACUAGGCAUGUGUGUUGCAGGCUGACUUUGGAGUGACGUGAAUCGCAUCUCCACCCAGGCAGGAACAAGGAGGCGGAGUGUGACGCCACUCUCACUCUGUCACUCUCCACCAAGGCAGCCAGCACCACCUCUACCACCAUUCUGAAGGAAGGGCAUCAUCACCACCACCACCACCACCAGCAGCAGCCAGAGCUAUGGACGAAAACGUAGAGGACUGCUUAGUAUGUCUCAUCUCCUUCGACGACACCCUCAGGCGGCCACGCACUCUGCCGUGUGGUCACACUUUUUGCACGCCGUGCAUUAAUGAACUGGAGGAGCAGGGUGUCAUCAUCUGCCCCACAUGUAGGGUGAGUCACGCCCUGCCUGAGGCCGGCCAGUUCCCUAUCUCCUAUAUCACAGAGGGCCUUAUCAGGAAGAUGAGAGGUGCAGGACUGGCCUGUGUGGCACCCAAGCCAGGGAAGCAGCGGACAGCUCCGGCAGCAGUGACACAGCCUGCACCAAGGGCCACAGCAGGACUCAGCAAGAAGACACGGUCCCUGCUGCAGGAGGAAGAGAUGAAGGUCUUGGCUGCCAUCCGCUCCUGCCAGGAGGAGCAGAGCCAGCUGGCAGACUACCUGACAACCCUGGGUGGGUGGUGUGGCCGCCAGCAGCAGCUGCAGGACGAGCUGCAGACGCUGGUGGACCAGAGCAAGGGUGCCCUGAAGGCGAUAAGCAGCGAGGAGUCCUGCGUGAAGGGCAGGCAGGAGGAGGUGCGGCAGAGAGAGGAGGCGCUGCACGCCAUGCUGCAGGAGCUGCGCACCCCAUCAACACGACAGGAAGCUUACGAGGUGAUUGAGGAUGCAGACCAUCUGCUGGAGGAGGAGGAGAGGGCGGCAGUGUUUCCUGACGUCCACGUGGUCACCACCGUCGCCAGGGUGGCGGAAUCAUCCCAUGCAGCCGCUGCGGCCACACAGACGGCGCUGGAAUCAGCGGGCACUGCUGCUGCUGCAGGGGAGUCAAGCCUGCCGGCGGCCACUGCCGCAGCCUCCUCCAUCGCGGACAGACUGGCGUCCCUGCUGGCACCGCCCUUGACGGCGGAGGAGCUGCUGAGGCUGACGCAGCGUGCCAGGGGCCUGGUGGAGGCUGGCCGUGUGUUGGCCGUCCAGGACGUGGAGGGACAAAGUCGGCACGCCAGAAUCAGCCUGGAAUCAUGUCAACUGCACCUUUACUCCCUGCAGGCCACGCCCCCGCCCCCCCACGCCCUCACCCUGCAGAUGGGCAAGGUGGUGCCGGCCGCCCCGCCCUGCGAGGUGUUCCUGGACCUGGCGUGGCCCGGCAGUGCGGCGCGGCGGGUGGUGGUGAGUCUACCCCAGGACACUUCCUCCGGCCGGCAGUUUGUGUUGCUGUGCUCGGGGCAGUGGGGCGCCUGCUACGCCAACACCAAGCUGUUUAGUGUCGGGAGAGAGGGCGAGCCAGGGGAGUGGGUGGAGGGAGGUGACUAUGAGACCAAUGAUGGGGAGGGAGGAGCCCCUGUACUGCCCAAUUUAUACUAUGGUGACUACUGGUACUCAGGCAAGGCGGGGGCGGUGUGGCAGCAGUGGAGAGACUCUGCACGGGACACUCAGUUUGGCAUCAUAACACGGAAUUGUAAACCUGGUGGUAGUUAUGGACUUUAUGUUGAUGUGUUUGGUGAGGUGGUGCGUGGCCUGAAGGUGGUGCAGGAGGCAGCCCAGCACCGCCCCAUUACUGAGGUGACUGUGGUGCAGUGUGGCGUCCUGCUCACAACACCACCACCGCACUGAGACACACACACACACACGCUUUCCCAUCUAUUCCUCCCUAUUCCUUUCACCAUUAACAUAUUCCUUAUAUCCUAUCCUUCAACUUUCCAUUAUCUCAUCAGGAAGCGAACUGCCACUUGCCUCAUGCCUGACUGAACCCUUUUGAGUAAUAAAUGUGUUCAAUCUUCUUC
Portunus trituberculatus (swimming crab) is the source of this 2089-nucleotide messenger RNA. RefSeq names its product E3 ubiquitin-protein ligase TRIM56-like. NCBI's taxonomy places the organism in Eukaryota, Metazoa, Arthropoda, Malacostraca, Decapoda, Portunidae. The record is from RefSeq and is a predicted model, not a curated record. Bases 333 to 1919 code for a protein of 528 amino acids. Gene Ontology annotation, biological process: protein ubiquitination; protein peptidyl-prolyl isomerization. The transcript has 6 exons. Gene Ontology annotation, molecular function: ubiquitin protein ligase activity; peptidyl-prolyl cis-trans isomerase activity.